Arthroderma uncinatum is the source of this 765-nucleotide messenger RNA. RefSeq names its product 3-ketoacyl-acyl carrier protein reductase. Gene Ontology annotation, molecular function: oxidoreductase activity, acting on the CH-OH group of donors, NAD or NADP as acceptor. The transcript is spliced from 3 exons. The record is from RefSeq and is a predicted model, not a curated record. NCBI's taxonomy places the organism in Eukaryota, Fungi, Ascomycota, Eurotiomycetes, Onygenales, Arthrodermataceae. The coding region runs from base 1 to 765 and encodes 254 amino acids.
AUGGCUUCGCUGAACGAUAUCGAGGGACGACUGGCGCUGAUCACCGGUGCUUCGAGUGGGAUCGGUGCAGCGUGUGCUCACAAACUCGCUGCUCGGGGCGUCCAUCUGGCACUGACAUACUCUAAAAACGCGGAUGGGAUAGAUGCCAUUGUCAAGUCAAUCAGGGAAUCCCUAUCAUCGUCGACACUCCACAUAUCCAUCCACCAGGUCGACGUUGGCCAGUCUCAGCAAAUCGAUCGGCUAUUCCUCGAAGUCAGGGCUGAACAUAACGAGCGCGUACCGGACAUCCUGGUCUCGAACGCGGGAUACGGUGUAAAGAUACCUCAGAUAUGGGACAUCUCACUGGAAGAAUUCGAUUACACUCUUAACGUCAAUCUACGGGCUUCUUUCAUCUUAGUCAAAGGUGUGGUUGAGCAUAUGAAGGCGCAACGGUGGGGGAGGAUCGUGCUCAUGUCCUCGAUUUCAGCUUCUGGGGGAGGAAUUAAUGGGUGUCAUUACGCUGCCUCAAAGGGAGGCAUGACUGGUAUGAUGAAGAACCUAGCUACUCGGCUGGCAGAGUUUAAUAUCAGCGUAAACGACGUUGCUCCGGCUAUGAUUGGAGAAACCGGGAUGAUUCCAGAUGCUCGUGCGAUUCCAGAAGUUGCUGAAACUAUCCCGUUGGGCCGGCUGGGGACGCCAGACGAGGUUGCUAAUGUUGUAGAAAUGUGUGUGACGACCGGUUAUUUGACUGGACAGAGUAUCCUAAUAGCCGGAGGGCUCAAGUAG